Rangifer tarandus platyrhynchus (Svalbard reindeer) is the source of this 3132-nucleotide messenger RNA. The record is from the annotation of a GenBank genome assembly. NCBI's taxonomy places the organism in Eukaryota, Metazoa, Chordata, Mammalia, Artiodactyla, Cervidae.
AUGGAGAAGCUGGGAAUCAAGCCAAGCUGUGCUUCUUGGAUUUUAUCAAGAUUUUGUUGGCAGACAUCUGUGAAGCAGUUGAAAAGCUUGUACCUGUUUUAUAUUUGCUUCUGCUUCAGUGCUUUGUGGUUGUCAACAGAUGCCAAGGAGAGCAGGUGCCAGCGAGUGAAGACACAGUUUGGUUUUGGCCUGAGAUCCAGGGGAGAAAAUCACCUCCAGCUUCUAGAAGGAACCCCCUCUCUCCAGUCAUGUUGGGCUGCCUGCUGCCAGAACUCUGCCUGUCAUGCCUUUUGGUGGUUAGAGGGGAUGUGCAUCCAGGCAGACUGCAGCAGGCCCCAGAGCUGCCAGGCUUUUAGGACAGACUCUUCCAACUCAAUGCUGGUGUUUUUCAAAAAAUUCCAAAUUGAAGAUGAUUUGGACUUUCUACCUGAAGAUGAUGUACCACAUAUUUUGGGGCUAGGUUGGAACAGGGCAUCUUGGAGGAGGCAGAGCCCACCCAGAACUCCAUUCAGACCCACUUUAUCCAGUGACCAGUGGAGCUUAAUCAGGAAGCUUCGGAAGAGAGAGAAUCCCAGUGAAGAAGUAGCUGCAGUGACACAGCCUUCUAAAACGAAUGAACUUGGUGAUCUAAACAGCACUGGCUCUGCAGAGGUCCACAGCACAGACACAAUUUUUAAUCCGUUAACCACAGACCUGAGUGUGAAGAUUCCUGGUUGGUCAGAUGUAUCAGUUCAACGUGAGGCAUCAGAGGAUCCCGGUGCUACUCCUAGCAUUCAGCAAGUAAAAAGCCCUGAGAAAGUCCAGAUUGCUCACCCUCUGCCAGUGGCUCCCUCCUACAGUUAUGCCACCCCUACCCCCGAGGCCUCUUUCCAGAGCAGCUCCACACCACACCCAGUUAUAAAGGAAUUGGUGGUGUCUGCUGGAAACAGUGUUCAGAUUACAUUACCUAAGAAUGAAGUUCAGUUAAAUGCAUUUGUCCUUCCAGAACCAGAUGCAGGAGAAACCUACACCUACGACUGGCAGUUGAUUACUCAUCCUAAAGACUAUAGUGGAGAAAUGGAAGGGGAACAUUCCCAGAUCCUGAAGCUGUCCAAGCUCACUCCAGGCCUUUAUGAAUUCAAAGUGAUUGUAGAUGGUCAAAAUGCUCACGGCGAAGGCUACGUGAAUGUGACAGUGAAACCAGAGCCCCGUAAGAAUCGGCCUCCUGUUGCCGUUGUGUCGCCGCAGUACCAGGAGAUCUCCCUGCCGACCACUUCUACAGUCAUUGACGGCAGCCAAAGCACUGAUGAUGAUAAAAUUGUCCAGUACCACUGGGAAGAACUUAAGGGACCUCUGAGAGAAAAGAAGAUUUCUGAAGAUACCGCCAUAUUAAAACUAAGUAAGCUCGUUCCUGGGAACUACACUUUCAGCUUGACUGUAGUAGACUCUGAUGGAGCUACCAACUCCACCACUGCAAGCCUGACUGUGAACAAGGCUGUGGACUACCCCCCUGUGGCCAAUGCAGGCCCCAACCAAGUGAUCACUCUGCCCCAGAACUCCAUCACCCUCUUCGGGAACCAGAGCACUGAUGAUCAUGGCAUCACCAGCUACGAGUGGUCGCUCAGCCCAAACAGCAAGGGGAAGGUGAUGGAGAUGCAGGGGGUUAGAACACCGACCCUGCAGCUUUCUGCCAUGCAAGAAGGAGACUAUACUUACCAGCUCACAGUGACUGAUACAAUAGGACAGCAGGCCACCGCUCAAGUGACUGUUAUUGUGCAACCUGAAAACAACAAGCCUCCACAGGCAGAUGCAGGCCCAGAUAAAGAGCUGACUCUUCCCGUGGAUAGCACAACCCUGGAUGGCAGCAAAAGCUCCGAUGACCAGAAAAUUAUCUCAUAUCUUUGGGAAAAAACACAGGGACCUGACGGGGCACAGCUCGAGAAUGCUAACAGCAGUGUCGCCACUGUGACUGGGCUGCAAGUGGGAACCUACGUGUUCACCUUGACUGUCAAAGAUGAGAGGAACCUGCAAAGCCAGAGCUCUGUGAAUGUCAUUGUCAGAGAAGAAAUGAACAAAGCACCUGUGGCCAAGAUAGCCGGGAACGUGGUGAUCACCUUGCCCACCGACACAGCAGAACUGGACGGCUCCAAGUCCUCAGAUGACAAAGGAAUAGUCAGCUACCUCUGGACCCGAGAUGAGGGGAGCCCAGCAGCAGGGGAGGUGUUAAAUCACUCUGACCACCACCCUGUCCUCUUUCUUUCCAACCUGGUCGAGGGAACCUACACGUUUCACCUGAAGGUGACGGAUGCGAAGGGUGAGAGUGACAUAGACCGGACCACGGUGGAGGUGAAACCUGAUCCCAGGAAAAACAGCCUGGUGGAGAUCAUCUUGGAUGUCAACGUCAGCCAGCUGACUGAGAGGCUGAAGGGGAUGUUCAUCCGCCAGAUCGGGGUCCUCCUGGGGGUGCUGGACUCCGACAUCGCUGUGCAAAAGAUUCAGCCGUACACGGAGCAGAGCACCAAGAUGGUAUUUUUUGUUCAGAAUGAGCCUCCUCACCAGAUCUUCAAAGGCCAUGAGGUGGCAGCGAUGCUCAAGAGUGAGCUGCAGAAGCAAAAGGCAGACUUUCUGAUAUUCAGAGCCCUGGAAAUCAGUACUGUCACAUGCCAGUUGAACUGCUCUGACCAUGGCCACUGUGAUUCAUUCACCAAACGCUGUGUCUGUGACCCCUUUUGGAUGGAGAAUUUCAUCAAGGUGCAGCUGAGGGAUGGAGACAGCAACUGUGAGUGGAGCGUGUUAUAUGUUAUCAUUGCUUCCUUUCUCAUUGUUGUUGGCUUGGGGAUCCUGUCUUGGACUGUAAUCUGUUGUUGUAAGAGGCAAAAAGGAAAACCGAAGAGGAAAAGCAAGUACAAGAUCCUGGAUGCCACGGAUCAGGAAAGCCUGGAACUGAAGCCAGCAUCCCGAGUGGGUGUCAAACAGAAAGGCCCGGCGCUGAGCAGCAGCCUGAUGCGCUCGGAGUCGGAGCUAGACAGUGACGAUGCCAUCUUCACGUGGCCGGACCGGGAGAAGGGCAAGCUCCUGCAUGGUCAGAACGGCUCUGUGCCCAAUGGGCAGACCCCGCUGAAGGCCCGGAACCCCCGUGAGGAGAUCUUGUAG